AUGCAGAAAAAACAAGUGGCGCCGUCCGAAACUGUAGGGUCGUUGGAUCUGGGCGGAGCCAGCACACAAAUCGCUUUUGUGUCCAAUUCCAAACCACCCAGUCUUGCCACCUCGAUCGAUUUUCAUAUGCUCCGUCUGUUUGGUCGGGACUAUGACGUAUACAGUCACAGUUUUCUGUGCUACGGGAAGAACGAAUUCGAGAAACGAACAAUGGGAAGCGUGAUUGUCAAAGCCGUAUGUGCAAAAUUGAAUAUUUCUGGUUUUUGGCGAAAUUUUUUCAUUUAUCAUGCUUUUGUCUAG
Molecule: messenger RNA, 300 nt
Organism: Echinostoma caproni
Lineage: Eukaryota; Metazoa; Platyhelminthes; Trematoda; Plagiorchiida; Echinostomatidae
Source: the annotation of a GenBank genome assembly